This is a messenger RNA of Phytophthora infestans T30-4, 240 nucleotides long. Its product is annotated as cyclin-dependent kinase regulatory subunit. The transcript is spliced from 4 exons. The coding region runs from base 1 to 240 and encodes 79 amino acids. Gene Ontology annotation, biological process: regulation of mitotic cell cycle. The record is from RefSeq and is a predicted model, not a curated record. Gene Ontology annotation, molecular function: cyclin-dependent protein serine/threonine kinase activator activity; histone binding; ubiquitin binding. Gene Ontology annotation, cellular component: cyclin-dependent protein kinase holoenzyme complex; SCF ubiquitin ligase complex. NCBI's taxonomy places the organism in Eukaryota, Oomycota, Peronosporomycetes, Peronosporales, Peronosporaceae.
AUGACCCACGACUUGUCGUCGCGCAUCGAGUACUCGGAGAAGUACGUGGACGAUACCCACGAGUACAGACACGUCAUCUUGCCGAAGGAGAUGCAGCGUAGUCUACCCGAUCGCUUACUUACAGAGACAGAGUGGCGCCAACUGGGCGUGCAGCAGAGUCGCGGAUGGGUUCACUAUGCUAUUCACAAACCGGAGCCGCACAUUUUAUUACUUCCGACGUCCACUGGCCACUUCAUGUGA